AUGCCCUUUCAGCUAACCCUUCCGUCUAUCGACCUCUCUUCCCCGAAUUCUCGUCACCUCCUUUACGGCGUCCUCCUUGGUCUUUCCCUCUCCAUCACGACCGCCGCCUUUGCGCACCAGGUCAACCAAUACGAGGAAGCACGUCGAGAACGACGCGAGAAGAAGGAGCUAUCACCAAUCGAACUGAGGAGAGAUGAUGUGCUAGAUGGAGUGACUGGGCUUAUAGGAAAUACACCACUUGUACGCAUCAAGUCGCUGAGUGAUGCUCUGGGAGUUGAGAUUGUCGGGAAGGCGGAGUUCUUAAACCCUGGAGGGAGCGUCAAAGACCGCGUCGCGCUUCGUGUCAUCCAAGACGCUGAGCGUGAGGGGUUGUUGCACCCACACACUGGGUCACGUAUAUUUGAAGGGACUGUGGGCUCAACGGGCAUCUCGAUAGCCACUAUCGCCAAAGCUAGGCACGUCUCCCUUCUAUUCAACUCCCUCCCUCCAUCGGGUUACGACACCACGAUCAUCAUGCCCGAUGACGUCGCACAGGAGAAGGUCCACGCCUUGCUCGCACUCGGCGCAGACGUUCAACGUGUCAGACCAGCGAGUAUCGUAGACAAGAAACAGGCACGUUUCUCUCCUCCACUCUAUAUCAUUGCACCACUAAACAACCUCGCCCGCGAAGCAGCUCUCCACUUCGGCCGCGCCUUCGUGCCCGCCGCUCAAUCAUUAGAUGACGCAGGCCCGCCCGAUGUGGUCGUCCGCACUACCGCACCACGCACUGAGACCGGCUCCGUGAGCGAGGAAGCCGAUCUCUGCGAACGCCCGCGUGGAUUCUUCGCAGACCAGUUUGAGAACCGGAGUAACUUCGACGCGCACUAUGAGGGGACCGGACCGGAGCUAUGGAGGCAGACGAGAGGGAGGGUGAGGGCUUUCGUUUCUGGGGCAGGUACAAUUGCGGGUGUUGGUCGGUUCUUGAAGUCAAUCAACGAGGAUGUACAAGUUAUAUUGGCGGAUCCAGAAGGAAGCGGGCUCUAUAACAAGGCUUAUGUCAAACAUGGUGUCAUGUUUGACAGGCGCGAAGCAGAAGGAACGAAGCGCCGACAUCAGGUCGAUACCGUUGUCGAGGGCAUAGGUAUAAACCGCCUCACCCACAAUUUUGACCUUGCCCUACCCAUCAUCGACGACGCCUUCCGAGUAACAGACGCUGAAGCCGUUUCGAUGUCCCGUUAUCUAGUUCAGAACGACGGCCUCUUCCUUGGCUCGAGCAGCGCCGCGAACCUCGUCGCGUGCAUCAAGCUUGUGCGUAAGAUGGGCUGGAAAGACGGGGAGAUGAUUUCCACGAUUUUAUGUGACUCGGGAAGUAGGCAUUACUCUAAGUUUUGGAACGACGAGUACCUGAGGAAGGCGGGGAUACCGAUUGAUACGGGGAUUGUGGAGAAGAUGCUUGCCCCUGAUUCGAGUGGAUGA
Coniophora puteana RWD-64-598 SS2 is the source of this 1455-nucleotide messenger RNA. RefSeq names its product PALP-domain-containing protein. The transcript has 13 exons. The coding region runs from base 1 to 1455 and encodes 484 amino acids. NCBI's taxonomy places the organism in Eukaryota, Fungi, Basidiomycota, Agaricomycetes, Boletales, Coniophoraceae. Gene Ontology annotation, cellular component: cytoplasm. Gene Ontology annotation, molecular function: cysteine synthase activity. The record is from RefSeq and is a predicted model, not a curated record.